Molecule: messenger RNA, 3435 nt
Organism: Stegastes partitus (bicolor damselfish)
Lineage: Eukaryota; Metazoa; Chordata; Actinopteri; Pomacentridae
Gene: umodl1
Product: uromodulin-like 1
Exons: 15
Coding region: 1-2787 (928 amino acids)
Molecular function (GO): protein binding; calcium ion binding
Source: RefSeq, a predicted model, not a curated record
AUGUCCGAUAAUAAUGGGCUUCUGAAUCACAUAAGAAUACUCCAAGCAAUGGUGACUGGAGCUCUACAGUCUGAGGUUUCCAUUUAUUACCUCAACUCAUGGCCUGUGCAUCCCCACAGAACAGCCACCUCUCUGCUGAUAGUCUGUGACUUCCCCCCGUCGCUGCACAAUGUCACGUCAAAGCUGCAUCUGCUGCUCAAGCACAUACAGGAGGUGUCAUCUGUAACUGUGCGAGAUGUAGACGAGUGUGCACACGCCGCCCUCCGCCUGUGCUCCCUUCAGGCGCACUGCAACAACACAGUGGGCUCCUAUCAGUGUGUCUGCCACCAAGGAUACGCUGACGUCGAUCCAAGCAACCCCGGAGCCAACUGUACAGCUGACGUCGGGGAGUCGUGCAUCACGGAGCCCCCGCUGACCUCCACGACCUUCAGCCCGGCUCCCAACGCCACACAGGAGCCUCCGGGCGGCGGCAUCGCGGGUGUCGUCAACUCCUCUGAGAGCAGCGUGACAGCAGCUCUGAGUAACACAACCUCUGUCCCGUACAAUUCAUCAUAUGCUCUGCCGUGGACCAGCUCUCCACCUAACAGCAGCGUGAGCUCAACUGAGGACUCGCUCCUGCCAACAACGACGUGCCCUCCUCCCAGCAUCAGCAGCUUACUGGCGGCUAAUGUCACCGGAACCUCCUUCUCUGUCUGCUGGACCGCCCAGUUUCAGACAAACCAGACUUACAAGGUGGUUCUAAGCAAGGGGUCAGAGGUCAUUCUUUCUCGGGAAAUCUGGCAAACCAUGACGGAGGUGAAGGAACUGCAGCCUGGGAUCCUGUACGAUGUUUCCGUCACUCCCUGUGCCUGUGGAAGUGAAGGAGUCGCCCUUCGUAUCUCGGUCAAAACCAAUGCUCAGACUCUUGACGCCACAGCGCGACUUACCAACAUCCAGUUCACUGCUGACCUGCAGAACGCCAGCAGCCAGGCCUACAAAAACCUCACUGCAGCCAUUUUAGCAGAGAUCUAUCAGUCUUUGUCUCCAGAGAUGAGGCACCUGGUGGAUUCGGGUCAGGUGCAGAUCGAGAUCAGAGGCUUUUCCCCUGGCAGCGUGGUGGUCAACUUCACCAUGACAUUCGCCACCAAUCAAAGCCAAGACGUAAGGAAUGUGUCCACAGCGCUGCUGCAUUCUCUGAUGAACAGCUCCAAGUACACUGUGGAUGAAAACAACACAAGCAUUAGUGAUUUUGAUGAAUGUGCUUCAGGGGAAAAUGACUGCUCCCAAUGGGCAACAUGUAAUAACACUUGGGCCUCCUACAAGUGUGUUUGUCAGGAUGGAUUUAUAGACAACAAUCCAGAACGGCCUGGACGAGCCUGUCAAGCAAUUGCAACCUCGGAGACAACGACACCGAUACUGACAACAGCAGCAUUUUCUACAGCCUCUCCUGUCUCUCAGACAACACCUUCAACCAGUGGUGCAGCUGUAACCACUGCAGUUACCCCAGGAACAACCACCGUCAUCAUACCAACAAGUGAAAUGGUUUCAACCAGUGCUCAAGAUACCACGACUUCCACCAGUACAAACGUCACUUCUUCACCAACAAAAGCCACUACUCCCCCAGCAACUACCACUAUUCCCCAAACAACCAUCACUAGUAUUCCAACAACUUCUUCUGCCCCAACAAGUGUUCAUGCCCCUGUGACUGUCAGUACAGCCCCAACAACUACCACUAGUGCCCCAACAACCACUACCACCCCAAAAACCACCACGAUUGCCAUCUCUAUGCAAGGGUCCCUCUCAGUCCAGUGCAGAGUCGCUGCCAUCACUGUGACAAUAGCCAAGGACUUUCUUCUAAGUGCUAAGAUACAGGAGAGCGCCCUGUACUUGGGCUUGCGGCCAUGUGGCGUGAAUGGAGGCAAUGAUACCCAUGUCCAGCUGACCGUAGGAUGGAAUGAGUGUGCCACUGUGCUUGUGCAUAACGAGACCUACUACACAGCAUCUGUCACCCUGUUCAACACCAUGGAUCCGUACACCUCACGGAUUGGAGCAGUGGAGGCGCCCACGGUGCUGCUGAAAGUCCCCAUCAUGUGCACCUACAUGAAGAGCAUGCUUAUCUCUGCAGACUUCGGCUCCAUGGGGUAUGACAUGAUCAAAGACGUCAUCGUGGGCCUGGGGUCGUUCCAGGUGACGGUGCAGCUGAUGAACGGCUCAGUGCCUCUGCCCCACAACUAUAGCCUGUCCCCAGAGCAGGCGGUGGUGGUGGAGGUCAGACUCAACACCUCCUCGGAGCAGCUUAAAGUAGUCAUCAACAAGUGCUGGGCCACUCCCACCCAAAGCCCCGCAGACGCCUACAGCCAAGCCUUCCUGGAGAACAGCUGCUCCCUGAACUCGUACACCAAAGUGCUGAUGAACGGGAACUCCAGCACAUCUCGUGUGUCCGUUCAGAUCUUCUCCAUCGUCAAGCUGAACGUGAUCUACCUGCACUGCCAGGUCCAGAUCUGCAUCCAGAUCGGGUCAGACACCUGUGUGCCUGACUGUCUACAGAGAACAGCUCGGUCGGCCAAAACAAUUGGAACGGCGUUCGGUUCUUUCGGGCCUGUGCUUAUGUCAGAGGAAGAGUCCGUGGAGGAGGAAAGCAGCAUCCUCCACGUCGUCGGCCUCGCCUGCCUUGGAGUCGGCCUGUCGAUCUUCUUCAUCGUCGGCUUCGUCUGCCUCUUCUACUACCAGAGGAACCGCAUUGGACACUACAAUUUCAGCGUCAAGCCCAAGCAAGAGAACUUCACCUACUUAGUCUUUAACACCUGAGGGUGCAGUCACACGGUUAGACAGCAUAGAACACCUUGUUGCUAUUACAGCACAAAUACCACUAGGUGUCACUGUUGCACCGUUCAAAUUAAAACUCAACAAACACUCUGCACAUCUUUGCACAAGUACAGAUUAUAUUUACAUCUCAUCUGCCCCCUCUAUAAAUAUACAUUUAGGAUAUUACAAUGAUAGGCUAGCACGGCAUGACAUCCCGCUACGUGGCUCACAUCAGAAUUUGCAAUGUGAUGAGUAAUCUGUAAAUACAUUGUUAUGAUCAUGUAGUCAAAUAGGCUUGAAAUACAUCAUUUGUAAAACUGCACAGUUAUCACUUUAUUGUAUUUUAGCUGCUAUUUCUUCUAGAAUCUGCCUAUGUCCUGAAUAAGCAGUAACAGAAGUGAGUACGCCCUCGUCGUGCAAUAUCACAGAUUUAAAAUGAUUCUAAACCGUGUCGUUGUAAGUUGAACAGAAGCACGUUUUAAAACCACAGGAGCAGCUCAGUGCAACAGAAGUCAGUACGCGUUUCAUUACUGAGGUUCAAAUCGUUUAUUUUUGUGAUAUUUCAAAUGUCCUCCUUUAUCUGUGAUGACAGACUCAGUCCUGCUCAGCACAGACGAUAUGUUGGUGCAUUAAUUUCUGGAUGGAUGUUCU